AUGACGUACAAUAUCUCCAUUGGCCGUCUAAACCCGGAGGAGGACGAUCCGUACCUAUCGGACGAGGGCUCCUCAGGUGUACAUGUCGAUUUGCCAAUCCCAGGAAGCCAUGAUCCAGAAUAUGAAGUUUGGGAAGAUGUGCCAUACCCGGAGGAUUUACAUCUCGACCGCGAACCUCACACCGCAAUCGCUCGAUCCACGGUUCACGUUCGGCUUCGGCCCGUCGCCCACCGCGCCGACACAUGGAGUCAGGGUAUCCCUCUACUCGACCCCGCCACCGGCAGGCUUCUCCAGCAGAGUCUGCCGGCAGUGGUGAUUCAGAGGACUUCCCUCCUCAUGACUACCCUCCCCAAUAUGAUACCCGACCUCGCGAACGCCGCUGGGCCCCCCCAAGCCCCCCAAGUUCCCCCGCCACCACCCUCUUCCAACGGAUAUCCACCCGCCCAUCCUGGCGCUGGCUACCCUCACCCCAACGGCGUAAUGCAACCAGACUCAUCGCUGAUCCGACAACUUCCUGGCGCUAAGCAAUACGGCUACCCUUACGGUCAUCAAUACCCCCAGGGCGCUCCCCAGGGCCCUCCCCAUGGUGCUCCUCCAGGGAUGCAUUCAUACUACGCGCAAGACCCAGCGUAUCGACAACACCCUUCCCACCAGCCUCCCCAGAUGCACAACCCGAACCAACAACCAUUAGUCCACCACAUGGCUAUGCACGGCACACCGCCGCCAUUCGGCGGCUCGCCUUUCCAGCAUGAAAUGGUUGCCUAUGGCGCUAAUGGGUUCUACAAUUACCCCCGCGACCCUCGCGAACAAUACGCGAUGAUGGCCGCACUGCAACAGCAAUCCUUUUUCCCACACUACCCUCAACCUACUCCGGCUCCACCCGAGCCAACUCCCACUCCUGCACCUGCAGCGCCUACUCCAGCCCCAGCCCCAGCCCCAGCACCGGCCCCGGAACCGGCCCCGGCACCACCAGCCGAUACAGCAAAGGACGAGGCAAUCGCGCGUCUCGAGAAACUGAUUCUGGACGACCGUUUAGCGCGCGAAGCCAAAGAGGCCGAGGCAAUCGCCAAAAUUGAGCAGGAGGCCAAAGACGCCGCUGCCGCCGCGGCGCAACUUGCCCACGAUAGGAAAAUUGCCGGAGAGGCCGCCGCUCUUGCUCGAGCCGAUGCCGAGCAAAGGGCAGCCGAGGAUGCCGCGAAAGCUAAAGAGGAGGCAGAAAAGGCUGCGGCAGCGGCUGCUGCGGAUGCCGCCACUGCUGCUACCGCUGCCGCUGCAGCCGCUGCAGCUGAUGCGGCGGCGGCGAAAGAAGCAGAGGCUGCAAAGGCCGCUGCACCCCCACCGCCCGCUGAGAAAAAGAAGCCUAUCAAGUUUAAAGAUGCAGUGGGAAGGAAAUUCAGUUUUCCUUUUGAGCUUUGCGCAACAUGGCAGGGAAUGGAAGAUCUAAUCAAACAAGCCUUCCUUCACAUCGAAGUCAUUGGCCCACAUGUUGCAGAUGGUCAUUACGAUCUAGUUGGCCCGAACGGCGACAUCAUUCUGCCCCAAGUCUGGGAGACGGUAAUCGAGCCUGACUGGAGCAUCACGAUGCACAUGUGGCCUAUACCCGAGAAACCCAAGGAACCCGAUCCACCUCCUGCUGCGGAAGCUCCCGCUGAACCACCCAAGGAAGCCGCGCCGCCGCCUGCUGCCGAGGCUAAGAAGCCUGCUCCGAAGAAACCUCGCCCUCCUCCCGGUCAGCCUGGAGGCUUUGCGAGCUGGAUGAUGGGAGGUCGGAAACCCCCCUCGGGGAAAAGCAGCUCCGAAGAAGGCCGAAGCAGCCCCAGCAGCGGCCCCGGCCCCAGCUCCAGCACCAUAGUUCGGUCUACAGUCAGAAACACAAUAUACGACUCACAUGAGAAAGCCUUGAGCUUUUUCAUGUUGCUGGCUGUAUCUUUGUUCCUUCUAUAG
Messenger RNA from Penicillium manginii, 1944 nucleotides. RefSeq lists its product as uncharacterized. Bases 1 to 1944 code for a protein of 647 amino acids. The record is from RefSeq and is a predicted model, not a curated record. NCBI's taxonomy places the organism in Eukaryota, Fungi, Ascomycota, Eurotiomycetes, Eurotiales, Aspergillaceae. The transcript has 5 exons.